Messenger RNA from Linum trigynum, 4342 nucleotides. The record is from the annotation of a GenBank genome assembly. NCBI's taxonomy places the organism in Eukaryota, Viridiplantae, Streptophyta, Magnoliopsida, Malpighiales, Linaceae.
GCCUGACCAUAGAGGCCAUCUCAGGAACAAUGGAUUUGAGAGAGAAGAUAGAGGCAAAUCGCCAACUGAGAGCAGCGUCGGCAGAUGUGUAGGAGUCGAUUGACAUUAGCUUCAAUAAGGCGCCGGAAGAAGCCUGUAUGCUACCGUCUAUGGACGCCUUGGAGAUACAAGGGGUAGUAGCCGGAUGCAGAGUGAGGAGAAUGUUGGUCGAUACGGGAAGUUCCAUGGAUGUGCUGUUCAAGGAUACGGUGGUUCGCAUGCAACUAUCGCCAGAGAUGAUCAGACCAUCCGAGUCCGUGCUGGUAGGCUUCUCGGGGGCGCCCGCCCGAGUGAUAGGACGGGUGUGCCUGCCUGUCACCUUGGGAGAUGGGGAGCAAAGGGUGACGCGCGCAAUAGACUUCGGGAUAGUGGACUGCCCAUCGCCGUACAAUGCAAUCCUUGGAAGGCCCCUCCUAGCCUUAUUCAACGGGGUGGCCUCCACUUGUCACCAAACCUUGAAGUUCAUCGCCCCUCAGGGGGUGGGCGUGGCCCGGGGGCGAGGCGCCCUGCGUUACGCGAAGGAAACCGGGCGCAAGCGAAGGCACGGCGAGGCAAGAAUCAAUGUGAUGGAAGUUGUGGGGGAUGAGGCUCCACGAGCGGAGGCAGCCGAUGAAGAACUGUUGGUAGCGCUGGAGGAAGGAUGCCCAGAAAGAUGCGUCAGGAUCUCUGCAGAGGCGCCUGCCAAAAUGAUGGAACGACUCAUCGCGCUCCUAAGAGAAUUCGCCGAGCUAUUUGCGUGGAGUGCGUUGGAAAUGCCGGGCGUCCAACCCGAAACGGCCGUUCACAGGCUGGCGGUCGAGGAAGGCAGGCGCCCCGUGCAGCAAAAGCGCACGAACCUAUCGCCAGAAAAGGAGGCGGCGCUCAGGGUCGAGGUGGACAAGCUGAUGGGUGCUAACUUGGUCGAAGAAACUUCUUAUGUUACUUGGUUGUCGAAUGUGGUCUUUGUGCCAAAGCCGUCGGGCGACUGGAGGAUGUGUGUGGAUUACACAAGCCUCAACAGGGCAUGCCCAACAGACGCCUACCCAAUGCCCUGGAUAGACUUGCUGGUGGACUCCACGGCAUACCACGAGAUGUUGAGCUUUGUAGACAUGUUUUCUGGAUAUCAUCAAAUCCCCAUGGCAGAGGAAGACCGGCCCAAAACAGCUUUCAUGACACCUUUUGGAAACUUCUGCUAUCGGGUCAUGGCCUUCGGGCUCAAAAACGCGGGCGCCACGUAUCAAAGGAUGGUCAACAACGUCUUCCGGCAGCAAAUCGGCCGAAAUGUAGAGGCCUACGUGGACGACCUCAUAGUCAAAAGCCGGAAACGAGAAGACCACAUCGAAGAUUUGCGAGAGACGUUCCAGGCCAUGAGAGCGCAUAGGCUUCGUCUGAACCACCUCAAAUGUGUGUUCGGCGCCGAAGCGGGAAAGUUUCUGAGAUUCAUGAUCACCAAAAGAGGUAUAGAAGCCAACCCAAAGCAGGUAGACGCCAUCCUCAAGCUGACUCCCCCGAAGACGCCCAAAGAGGUGCAAGGCCUAGCGGGCAGGCUGGCAGCGCUGGGGCGCUUUAUCCCCCGAUCUGCCGACAAGGCCGCUCCCUUUUUUCGAACGCUCAAGAAGGCCGUGCGUUUCCAAUGGACCACUGAGUGUGACGGGGCGUUUGAAGAAUUGAAGCAGCUCUUAAGCGCCCCAACCGUAAUGACGGCGCCUAAAGAAGGAGAACCUCUGUACCUUUACAUUGCUGUGUCAGAGGUUUCGGUAAGUGCAGUGUUUGUCACAAGAGAAACCCACUCUGGAGAAGACAAGCCAGUGUACUAUGUCAGUCGCACCAUGGUUUCCCACGAAAGGCGGUACGCGCCCAUCGAGAAGGCUGCACUGGCAGUAGUGAUGGCCGCAACCAAAUUAAGACCUUAUUUUCAGGCCCACACCAUCAUUGUCCUCACCAAUCUCCCUCUGAAAUCCACGUUAGGGUCAAUGGACGUGGCCGGGAGCCUUGUCAAGUGGGCGGUCCAGCUAAGUGAGUUUGACGUCAGGUAUGCGCCUCGCCCCGCCAUCAAGGCCCAGGUCCUAGCCGACUUCGUCGCAGAGGGUAUAGCCGAGUCAGAGAAUGGGACAGACGAUUGCUGGCAAGUUCAAGUCGAGGGAGCGGCCAGCCGAACAGGCGCCGGCGCAGGAAUUGUGAUGAUAAGCCCCGGAGGCGCGAUGCACGAGGUCGCGCUGCGAUUCGCCACCUUAAAGACAAACAAUGCUGCGGAAUAUGAAGCGGUGAUUGCAGGCAUGACCCUGGUUAAAGAACUGGGCGCCCACAAAGUCCAGGUCAAGUCCGACUCGGCCCUCGUCGUCAACCAACUUAACGGGACAUUCGAAGUAAAGGAGGAAGCGUUGGAAGGAUACGUGCAAAGGAUCAGGGAAUUGGGAGCCUGGUUUGGCGAAAUCUCCUUUGUCCACAUUCCACGAGAAGAGAACGCCCAUGCAGACGCUCUCUCCAAGUUGGCCACCGCCGUGGAAUUUGCAGAGGAUCGGAAAGUCAUAGUCACCGCAGAAGUACCUCGUCGAUAUUUGGUCGCAACCUUGGGAAACGGGGGCGCCGAUUCUGGGUGGAGGGCACCGAUCGUACUAUUCUUAACCCAAGGGACAGUGCCGGAUGACCCGAAGGAAGCCUGGCCCCUCCGAAGGAAGGCGGCACGGUGCUCCAUAAUCGAGGGAACAUUGUACAAAAGGUCUCACUCGGGAGCAUACUUGAGAUGUCUGGAUGAGGAGGAAAGCAGAAGGGCAAUUGAAGAGGUGCACGGCGGGACGUGUGGAAUGCAUGCGGGCGCACGCAGUUUGGAAAAAACACUGCUGCGACAAGGUUAUUACUGGCCAACGAUGAGACGGGACGCGAAGGCGCAUGUGGGCGCCUGCCACCAGUGCCAAAUUCAUGCAAAUGAUAUCCAUGUCCCGGCGGCGCCUAUGCAGGGAAAUGUGGGAGCCUGGCCUUUCGCCCAAUGGGGCAUGGACCUGUUAGGCCCUUUUCCCAAGGCGCCUGGGCAAAUGAAAUACCUGAUUGUGGCAGUCGACUACUUUUCCAAAUGGAUUGAAGCGGAACCUUUGGCCACUGUCACAGAAGCACAGGUGCGAAAGUUCACCAAGAAAAACAUAUUCACCCGGUUCGGCCUACCUGAGUCCAUUGUCACAGACCAUGGAAAGCAGUUCGAUUGCAAGAAAUUUGUGGAGUUUUGCGAUGACAAUGGGGUCGUAUUGCGGUUCUCUUCAGUGGCAUACCUACAGGCAAACGGUCAAGCGGAGGCGGCCAACAAGAGCAUUCUCCACGGGUUGCACACUCGAUUAGCAGGCGCCAAGGGCAAGUGGGUGGAGGAGCUGCCAAGUGUGUUGUGGGCGCAUCGCACGACCUACAAAACAGCCACUGGGGAAACACCCUUCGCCCUAACUUACGGAAGUGAGGCGGUCAUCCCGGUGGAAGUCAACACCCCAAGCUACCGCGUUGUCCAGUAUGGCCCAACCAGCAAUGGCGAAGCAAGAACCGAUGAACUGGACAUGGCAGAUGAGGUGAGGGAAGUAGCGGCCAUCCGGCUGGAAAAGAUGAAGCGCCAAGUGGCUCGGUACUACAACAAGAAAAUGCGUGCGCAUGGAAUCACCGAAGGCGCCCUAGUUCUCAAACGUGACUUCCGCCCGGACGCCCAUGAAGGGAAGUUAGCACCGAAAUGGAAAGGGCCAUAUCGAGUCCGAGAGGUGGUAGGACCAAGUACGUUCAAGCUAGAGCAUACUAGCGGCAAAGGUGUAAAACGAACUUGGAAUGCGCAGAAUCUGCGAGUUUACCGGGAGGGCGCCUCCGUUUGAUGAGGACCAAGAAGGCAAAGGGCGGUCGUAGUUGAGAGCAUUGUUUGUGUUAGAGACAAUUGUGUAAAGCGCAGUGCAUUGUGUCCAAAGCGCUCGUAAAAGUAGCACCGUGUUGUGUCCAAAGCGCCCCGUGUUUCAGCACCCGAUUGUGACUUCAUGUUUUCAAUUCUCCUUUCGUAAGCAGUAAAAGCGCCCAAACUUCGCGCCCAGAAAUUUUGUGUGGAACAAAGCGCCCUAACCUUGCGCCCGAUUGUGUGUUUACAAUUGUUAAGUGAGUAAGCAAAGCGCCCAAUCUUGCGCCCGUCAAACCCAAAGCGCCCACAAAUUUGCGCCCUACGACAAAACAAUUACGCGCCCACAUUUGCGCCCUUGAGACAUGGCAAUCAGUGAUAAAGGAAAUUUGCGCCCAAAACCACAAAGCGCCCACAAUACUCGUGCCCAAAUACGACGAUAACGCGAUAAGUAAAUAAAUCCAGCAAGUAUGG